AUUCUAUAAUAAAAAAUUACUUUCAGGUAAGACAUAUUGAGUGCAGUAAGUGACAACACGCGUCAUAUGUUUAGUGCAUACAAAUAUCAGGCGUGGAUUGCCGAGUGACGGAGAAAACAAUAAGAAAUCGAGGUUUUCUACUACAAUAGAUAUUCCAAAUGACAUCGGAAUCAAUGGAUAACAUGACCUACCAACUGGAUUGACUGAAAUGAGCGUCGAGGGUCAAAGCUAUUAAACACAGUUUAUUAUAGCUUUUUUUUACUCGACGCGCGAAUUGCUGGGCAAUUUUGCUUCUAAAUGUCGAAAUAAUUGUGCAUGAUUUAUCCCCUAAAUUCACCCAGCAAACACCAAAGUAACAAUUACAUAACAUCAAUGCAAAUGUAAUAUAUAACAGUCAUGUGUUAUAUUGCAUUUAUAUUGAUGUUAUGUAACUGUUACUUUGCUGGGAAGAUGAUCAAUUUUUUGGGCAAAUAGAUCGUUUAGAAAUUUUAUUCCUUAGACCGCAGGUUUUGGCGAAUCACCUUAAUGCAAUCAUUGUGAAAUUUCCUCUUAGAUAAUGCACUCAUUACACAAUAUUUGAGACAUUUUCAAAACGCCGCGAGACGUUGGCGCAAGACAAUGCCGAUCAUCGUCGUGAAGCGAGGCGAUUAAACGUGACGACGAAUGGCGCCCGCUGGCAGCAUGGGCCGCGUUUUCUUCCCCGAUCCUCCCCAUAACAGAGUUGCGUCCUACCGCGCUGACGAGGAGACAGAGAGGCUGUCCGAGGUAAAUCGACGCCGUUCCCGGGCGGAAACCAUAACUUGUAUCCGCCUCGAUCUACAUAAAGAGUCUGUCGAUCGGCCGAGCCUCGGGCGAUCGCCGGUCAUGCCUCUCGUCGCGCUCUUAUUCUGUAAUAUCGCAAUCGCAAGUAACGCUAUCGAGAACAGUUAUCGUUAGGUGUCGGACAAAAGUACGCCUUUCUCGGGCAUUAAAUUUAUAAACUACGCGAAUGUUCACGUUACGACAUUGCGGAGAGACGACUGCGAAUGGAGAGAGAGAGAGAGAAGCGAUUGCGAGGUAUCUCGAUAACGGAGAAGAAUCGCGAAGUCAAAACAUAUGUAUAGCUGCGUAAAUGUGCCCGUAAUGAUUGACUCGAUAACGAGCGCAAAAGUGAGAAAUUAUUGAUGCCAGUGGACGUUUUUACAGUCGUUACUGCUACAAUCAAUAAUGACCUGAAUAGUUGCACAUUAUUGCGAUCGUUAGCGACGUGGUCGUUAGCGGCAUAAAACGUUUAUGUAAUAAUGUUCCGAGUCGAAAAGAACGAUCGGCCCUUUUCGUUCUGUUAAACCUUAAUCUACAAUGUGCUCUCUACAUCUAGAAAUAUUCUAUUUCAUACUUUGUACAACGUACAAUUGUAUAACCCACGCAGCAAACAUGUAAAGGUAUCUAGGAAAUAUCUAAAUAUUACAAUAUCUGAUGCAAAAAACUAUUCAGAUACCGCUUGGAUAUCUGAGCGAUGUCUUCCAGAUUCUAAAAAGUCAUAACUAUUUCAUCUGAGAUAUGAUACCUGAUUGUCUACAGUGAAAUCGAGUUUAACAUAUCACAGAAUAGACAAUGUGGUCAGUCCCGGCAUAAAUUAAAAAGGAGCACGGCCUCCAUAAAUCAGCCUUUACUUUUUUUUUACCAUUAUUGUAAACUCAUUUAAGACUCAUUCACUUUAAGACGAGAUCUGCCCCUGCGAGUAUCGCUCGUAAUAUCUGCAUUCAAUAUUGCAUCUAGAGCGUAAUGUUGAGUACAGAUUUACAAUACGUCCGUAACUGAUCGCAUUUUUUAUGUACGAGACAUAUAUAUAUUUCAAGGGCGAAUAUACACGUAUUUUAAUAGAAGCUUAAACAAAAUUAUCUAAAUUCGAGUUACAGUCACGAGUACGUGACGCGCACGAUGAAGAAGGCCGCGGCGGACUCGUCGUCGCAAAGCAAGAUCGGAGACAAUAACCAGACAGAUGAGGGAGAUUUAAACUCGACGUCGCGCCAUAAUGAAGUUCCCGCUAUGCAGCAGCAGGCGCACUAUACGUGCUCCUUGUACAUCUCGCGUGCUGGCAGCCUUCGAGAUCAGGGCCAUGGGAUUCCAGAUUGCGAGCUGCUACGGUCUCAUCUCGAGGAAGCUAUCGCCGCCUGCGAACCGCUAUCAACGUGGCGUGUCACUGAAACUCCGUGCGGUCUUAUAGCCGCUUUCGUGCGAGAAAACGACGCCGAGAAACUCUUGCAGCGCGGCGACCUAGCUCGAGCGUUCGGGGGACCUGUGCAAGUAGCGCGAUUCUCGGCAAGAGAUUCUCGAUAUCGCCAAGCCGUGCUUCUGAGAGACGUGCCGUGGGCUAUACCGCUGGAAGACAUAAAUUCGGCUCUGGCGAAGCAGGGAAUUGUCGCCGCGAAUGUCGAACGUUCGCGACAAUUUGUUCGAGUAGAGGUUUUCGACGCGGGUCAUUACGAGGCCUUGCUGCGCCAAGGUCUGGACUUCUUCGAGGUGGCUCGUUUCAAUGCCAUUCCAGAACGCUGGUGGCGCGGCAACGGUUGCGGCGCCGCGUGCUCGUCCGGUAUACCCGCGCGGCACGCAACGGGGAACGACGGUGGCAACGUUCCGGAGGCGUAUCAAGAUGCCGUAUCGCAAGCAGUGGCGGACAGCGUGUUGCAGUGUUACCGAUGUCAGGGUUUCUGGCACAUGGCCGCUAAUUGCAGGCACUUGCCGCGCUGCGUCCGUUGCGGCGAGCCGCAUAGCGUUGAAUUUUGUCCACGGCCGCGCAACAACCCCAUAUGUUGCCACUGCUCCGGGCCCCACCACGCCGGAUAUAGACAAUGCCCGGUAAGAUUGCAGCUGUCUAACGCGACUCCCGUGAGCAUCACGUUGAGCGCGAGCCGCACGAGGGGAGUUCAAUAUCCAUCAGCGAGCGCUACGAAGUCGAACCCCUCGUGCCACUCUCUGAGACAAGGCCACUGCUGAAUCGUCCAUGUUUACCCAGCAAAAUUACAGAGAAACGGCGAAAGCAUAUGAUUUUCGAAAUGUCAGUGGACGCGCAGUAACAUCUCUCCGCGUUGCGUAAUAAUUUAUCAUCGCGAGCGACGAGUGAAAUUUCGUGAUUCGCCACACCGAGAGAAUGUGAAAACACGUCGGUAAUCGCAUCGUCAUCGAUAUGAAAAGAAGACGCUCUCCCGCCGAGGCGCUCCUUCGACCGCGAAAAAGGUCGCGGAUGCCAUACGAUUUAUAUAUUAGACUCAAGUUUUGUUUUUUUUUUAAGAUUUUCACCUUUUA
This is a messenger RNA of Vollenhovia emeryi, 3285 nucleotides long. RefSeq lists its product as uncharacterized. Bases 1921 to 2976 code for a protein of 351 amino acids. The record is from RefSeq and is a predicted model, not a curated record. The transcript has 5 exons. NCBI's taxonomy places the organism in Eukaryota, Metazoa, Arthropoda, Insecta, Hymenoptera, Formicidae.